AUGGCGGCGGCUAGCGCUCAGCUGAAAUGUACUACCCUACAGAAUGUGAUCAAGGGUCUAACACAAACACUUGAAAACCACUGCAAUGUGAAAGAUGAAAACGAUAGACUGAAGGAAAACAUUCACACUUUGGAAGAGAAAUUAAAGGCUUGUGAACAGGAAUAUAAAGAUAAGAUUGAGAAACUUAUGAUAGAAAUUCAAAACAAAGAAGAAGCCCACAAAUUAGAAAUAACACAGUUGAACUGCAACAUAAGACAAAAAUCUGAAGCACAAGAGGUGGAGUUUAGAGAACAAAUAGAGAAAAAAGAACUGGAAAUACUAGAGCUAACUAGGCAGCUGAAAACUCAAGAUGAAGAGAAGCAGAAUGAAAUUAUUAAACUGCAGAUAGAGUUCAAUGCUAAAUUGGCAAGAGUCCAGAACAAGACAACAAAGUCAUUUUCAGAUGCUUCUGUCUUGCCACAAAGUAUCUAUCGAAGGAAGUUGCAGCACCUCCAGGAGGAGAAAAACAAGGAAAUUGAAAUUCUCCGAAACACCAUAAGAGACUUAGAGCAACGUCUUAAUAAAGGCCAGGACUCGCACUUCAAACGGAGGCGGUUUUGAGUAAAUAGCAUGAGGCGUUUCAGUAGUACAAACAAUGAGAAACAGUGUAUUUCAAACUGUAAAAGUAAAGUGAAAGUAAAAACAACGUAUGAAGAGAUACUGAAUACCUUUUAUUGAAAAUUCUCAUUUCAUAUAUUCCAAAAGUAUGCAUUCUGUUUAUAACCAUACUACUUUCUUGCUAAUUAGCAUUCACCAUAAAAAGAUUCAGGUUUCGUAGGAGUAGUAAUUUUCCUAUUAAAUCAUCAUUAAUUAUGGUGUAUGCUUUCAAAGCAGUUUUCCUUUCUUGAAUACUCUGUUCAUCCAGGAAUCCUUUCUACAACUGUAUCUGUAAUUCAACUUGGUUAAUCAAAAUUAGAGAAUGCUAAACUACAGACAGAGAAAUUACACAAAUGUCAGUGGUAUAUUACCUUACUAGUCAAUACAGAUUUAACUAUUUCAGUACUGUCAUAAACAUAGCUAAACAAUAAACCAAGACUGAGUCUGUUCUAUCCCUUUCUUGUUACAAAUAUUGAUUCUGCACAAAGAAUUGUUAACACUUCUCACUUCAGACAUGGUCAUAUUGAUUCAGUGGGAUUUUACAAACUGUAGUAGAAUUUAUCAGUGGAUCCUGAUACUGCACCUAACCCACAAAAGUAAAGAAUGUAACUGUGAUUUUAAAAUAAUGCAAUUAUUGCUUUUAUCUUACACUUGAUAUAAAAAGUUAUUCUGGCACACUUUUAGAAAUAAGCUUUUCUUGUACAUAAUUUGUAUCCCCAGGUCAGAAAAAGCUUUUGAGUAUAUUCCACAUUAAUAAUAAUAAUAAUAAUAAAAAAG
Oxyura jamaicensis (ruddy duck) is the source of this 1413-nucleotide messenger RNA. It is a transcript of the gene CCDC152, whose product is annotated as coiled-coil domain containing 152. Bases 1 to 600 code for a protein of 199 amino acids. The record is from RefSeq and is a predicted model, not a curated record. NCBI's taxonomy places the organism in Eukaryota, Metazoa, Chordata, Aves, Anseriformes, Anatidae. The transcript is spliced from 7 exons.